Messenger RNA from Vicia villosa (hairy vetch), 571 nucleotides. RefSeq lists its product as uncharacterized. Bases 137 to 349 code for a protein of 70 amino acids. Lineage: Eukaryota; Viridiplantae; Streptophyta; Magnoliopsida; Fabales; Fabaceae. The transcript has 3 exons. The record is from RefSeq and is a predicted model, not a curated record.
GAAAUACUUUGUCAAAUUUGCAAUUCCAUUCUUCAGUCACAAAACAUUAUACUUUCGCGCAUAGAGGUCAGAAGAAAGGCGAGGAUUCUAGGGUUUCGUUUCCACAACUUCAUUCAUACUUUCAUAUUCAAUCAGGAUGACACAAGCAACCGAAGCACCGUUCAGACAACGAGAGAAGCUUAUUGAGAAGCAAAAAUAUUUCCAGAACAUGCGUAACCAUACUCACUUGAAAGGGCCCUAUGACAAGAUUACAUCUGUUGCAAUUCCACUUGCUUUUACUGCAGCCUCACUUUUCAUGAUUGGACGAGGGAUCUAUAAUAUGUCGCAUGGAAUAGGAAAGAAGGAAUGACUUGACUAUUUCUUCUUAUGGAGGAGGUGGUUGUUUUGUAACUCAGACCCAUCAGAACCUCAUUAUCAUGGACUCUUGAUUUUCUUUGCAUCCAUUCUUUUGUCUUAAUAAAAUUGCAUAAUUGCAAGUUUUACCACCAUUGUGGGUUUAUAACUCAAGUGAAAAUGGUUCUUUGUUUACUUGGUAUAAUCAAUUAAUGAUUCAAACUGCUGGUUUUUGUUA